UUAGGCUGUCCCGUUACACCCAAAACAUGCGUGCGUCCGCCCUGGGCGGGAUCAUCUAAAUCCCUAAACCCUACUCGUAGAAAUUGUCGGCGAGGAAGGAGAAUAGCGAGAUUUUCAACCGGCGAAAAUGGAGAGGAGAGACGAUUACAAGUUUCUCCCGAUCAGGGAUGCCAUCACUUGCAUAAACCAGAAAGUUAGCUUCAUCGGCGCCGUUGUCGAGUUCACUUUCCCCCGCCGCUCCAAGGGCACCGACUGGUGCUGUUCACUGAAAGUAGUCGACCAGUCACAUCCGAAGCAUGGGAUCGUGGUCAAUGUUUUCACGGCUACUGCAGAUGAUCUCCCCAAUGUUUCAGCGCUCGGCGAUAUAGUUCAGUUCCGCCGUGUCGUGAUCAAACCUCACAACGGGGAAGUUAAUGCCCUAUUCAACAAGAAAUUUUCGACUUUUGCUUUAUAUGAAGGACAAGACGGCCCUGGUUUCAAUCCUUACCAGUCUUCUGCAAGGUUUCGCAUGGGAGAACUGGAUUCAAAUUUCAUAGCUAGCCUGAGAAAAUGGCUGGUGGACUUUCACCUUGAUGAAGGGUUGGCAAAUAACUUGUCAUUCUUAAGAGAGAUCACAGAAGGUGCACGAGUUAAUAUUGUUUGCAAGGUACUCCAUAUUUACGAGUAUACAAAUAGCGAGUGGAUGGCUCUCAUUUGGGAUGGAACUGACUGUCCACCAAACAUCAUUAAGGCAAAGCUGGAAGAAGAAAAGGAUAAUCCAUUGCCUUUAAGCCUGGAGCCGUUUCCUUUGCCAAAAGAGGUAUUGUGUACAUUCCCAACCGUUGGGACAAUUUUGAGGGUAAUGAAUGACAGAGGCAGUGAGAUGCAGGCUAUCCGCUUGCUGAAUUCUGGGAAAUGGGUGAAAUUAUUCAAUCUGUCCUGUGAGGUUAGGGGAGGAUUGUGGUACGGGUUGUUAACACCUUUCACAAAGGUUCAGUACACAACUGAGAGCGACCGUUUUGUGUUAGCAUGCCAAAAGUUUCAUCAAGAUCGUUUGUCAAAUGACUUGGAGCGUAUGCCAUACUCGUCCUUCCCUUGGUGUUCGCGAAUAACAGAGGUUGACCAUGACAAUGUCCCUUUUGUUACAUUGAUGGAUAUUAUCACUUACCCUAAGGUGACAGCUAAAUUUAGAUGUAUCGCUCGGGUGGUGGCUUCACUUCCAUGGAGAGUUGAGGACUUCCGCUCUCCCCUUGGGAUUUAUAGGAUCAGGGUUACUCUUGAGGAUCCUACAGCCAGAAUUCAUGCCUUCGUGUAUGCAGAAGAUGGGGAGAAACUGUUUGAGGGUUAUCCAUCCUUGGAUAUACUGAGAAGAAAGCGAGAUAAAUUGCUUGGAAUAACAGUGACUGAUAAUGGGAAGAAGAUUGAAUCCCCAAGAAAUCCACCAUGGAUACAGCUCUGCCUCAAAUCUUAUUACCUGGAUAAAAGUGAUGCUUGGAGAAGUAGACAAUAUAGGAUCUUUGGCACCAAAGUACUAGUCUAAUGGACAGCCAUUAGCAACUGUGGUUAGAAAAUGUAUAGCGCUAAAUUACACGUUUAGUCACUCAAAUUAUACAAAUCUUUCAUGUUUGCCAUCCGAAUUACUUUUCUUUUUUAUUCGCC
This is a messenger RNA of Linum tenue, 1638 nucleotides long. The record is from the annotation of a GenBank genome assembly. NCBI's taxonomy places the organism in Eukaryota, Viridiplantae, Streptophyta, Magnoliopsida, Malpighiales, Linaceae.